This is a messenger RNA of Physeter macrocephalus (sperm whale), 1141 nucleotides long. It is a transcript of the gene RHBDL1, whose product is annotated as rhomboid like 1. Gene Ontology annotation, molecular function: serine-type endopeptidase activity. Bases 20 to 1141 code for a protein of 373 amino acids. Gene Ontology annotation, cellular component: membrane. The transcript has 8 exons. The record is from RefSeq and is a predicted model, not a curated record. NCBI's taxonomy places the organism in Eukaryota, Metazoa, Chordata, Mammalia, Artiodactyla, Physeteridae.
CCCGGCCCGGCCUGGCUCUAUGGACAGGAGCUCGCUGCUGCAGCUUAUCCAGGAGCAGCAGCUGGACCCUGAGAACACUGGCUUCAUCGGUGCGGACACCUUCGCUGGCCUGGUGCACCGCCAUGAGCUGCCCCUGGACCCGGCCAAACUGGACAUGCUGGUGGCCCUGGCCCAGAGCAACGAGCGGGGCCAGGUCUGCUACCAGGAGCUGGUGGACCUGAUCAGCAGCAAGCGCUCAAGCAGCUUCAAGCGGGCCAUCACCAAUGGACAGCGGGCACUGCCCCAGGACGGGCUGCUGGACGAGCCAGGCCUGGGUGUCUACAAGCGGUUCGUGCGCUACGUGGCCUACGAGAUCCUGCCCCGAGAGGUGGACCGCCACUGGUACUUCUACCGGCACCGCAGCUGCCCACCCCCCGUGUUCAUGGCUUCGGUCACCCUCGCCCAGAUCAUCGUGUUCCUGUGCUACGGGGCCCGUCUCAACAAGUGGGUGCUGCAGACCUACCACCCCGAGUACAUGAAAAGCCCCCUCGUAUACCACCCUGGCCACCGUGCUCGGGCCUGGCGCUUUCUCACCUACAUGUUCAUGCACGUUGGGCUGGAGCAGCUGGGGUUCAACGCACUCCUGCAGCUGAUGAUCGGGGUGCCCCUGGAGAUGGUGCAUGGCCUGCUCCGCAUCAGCCUGCUCUACCUGGCUGGUGUGCUGGCAGGCUCCCUGACCGUCUCCAUUACUGACAUGCGGGCCCCUGUGGUGGGGGGCUCCGGCGGGGUCUACGCCCUGUGCUCUGCACACCUGGCCAAUGUCGUCAUGAACUGGGCUGGGAUGAGAUGUCCCUACAAGCUGCUGAGGAUGGUGCUGGCCCUGGUGUGCAUGAGCUCCGAGGUGGGCCGGGCCGUGUGGCUGCGCUUCUCCCCGCCACUGCCUGCCUCGGGCCCACAGCCCAGCUUCAUGGCACACCUGGCGGGCGCGGUGGUGGGUGUCAGCAUGGGCCUGACCAUCCUGCGCAGCUAUGAGGAGCGCCUGCGAGACCAGUGUGGCUGGUGGGUGGUGCUGCUUGCCUAUGGCACCUUCCUGCUCUUCGCCAUCUUCUGGAACAUCUUUGCCUACGACCUACUGGGUGCCCACAUUCCCCCGCCACCCUGA